CAAAAUUGUAACUUUAACACAAAUCUAUUUAGAGAAUAUAUAACAGUCACAGCCCAUGAAAUUUAAUGAAGCUUUGAAGUAAACAAACCAUUUUUUUAAGGUAGGAAAAGAUCAUGGAGUGCUCAUCAUUCUAUAACCUAAAUUCAGUUGCAAAUUCAUCCUUUUUCCAGAGAUCAGCCCAGAACAAUAACUGUCAGAAUGCUCCCUCCAGAUGCUCAUUCCCCUGCUCUCUUCCAGCCCUGAAACUUAAAUUCCCCUCCUCUUCAUUUGUGUUGCAUUGUUGUGAUCAAAAUGAUGAAUCCCUCUCAACUUCUGCAGCUUAUGAUGUUCUUGGGAUUGCUCCAAAUUGUACUCCAGCUCAACUUAAGGCUGCUUUUCGGGCUAAAGUUAAAGAGUUUCAUCCUGAUGUUAGACAAGAUGAGGGAAACUCUGAUAUAAUGAUUCGUCGUGUAAUUAGAGCUUAUGAGAUGCUAUCCGACUAUAGUAGGUCAGAGAUAAUUGAGAGGGAGUGCUCAGAUCCAUUUGAUGAACCAGAAUGUGAGGCAUUUGACAUCUUUGUUAAUGAGGCCAUGUGUAUUGGUAAAGCCUGUCCUUAUUCAUGUGUCAAGAGAGCACCUCAAGCAUUUGAGUUUUCCUCUUUAACUGGAACUGCUCGCGCAACUUCCCAAGGUAGCUCCUCCACCACCAUGAUUCUACCGCUCUUCCCUUCUGCUUAAUCUGCCGGCAAAGUCAAUGUGAUUGCAACUGGGCAUGGUGAAGAUUAUGGCGUGCAGAGUGCAGUCGGCCAAUGCCCGAGAAGUUGCAUUUAUUAUGUGACGCCUUCACAAAGAAUUAUUCUGGAAGAGCUCCUUGACAGGUGACUACAUGCACUUAUAUGAAGAUAAUCUCUUUUGUGCUUGUCUUUUCAGGGUUCUGAAAGACCGAAAACUUUAGGAUGCAUGACUGCAAUUUGCUUCCUUUUUAGCCCGAGGACAAGUCUUUCUUUGCCUUUUCAAGAAGUGCUUCCUUUUGCUGUUAAAUUCUUGUGGUAAACAACUAAAGGAUUGUCUCUCAUUUUUUUCUCAAUGCAGUAUCAUUGAUGCUCCAUAUGACACUUCAGCUGAGGAAGACUUGCUUUACUCCCUCCUCGUGAAGGCAAAAUUUGAAAACAACCGGUACCAGAAACCAAAGCAACAACCUAAAGUCUCCACCAAACAUGUGGAUUGGUUCUAAGGCAUGCAUUCUUCAUCUUAAGAUGGUUAUUAAGUUGACCAAGUUUAAAAGCCAUCUAAAGGCAGCAACUAGAGUACUAAACCAACUGCUCCUGGUUAGGAAACAGAAGUCUCUGGCAAGUGGACAUCCCUGGAAUUGUCUGGAUUUACACGGCCGACCUCUCAAGCGAAAGCAGUUAGCUCGGCGAUUAUUUUGCAAGGCUGUAAUAAAGAAGUAAAAUUAUAAGAUUUACAAUAUUUAAUUAAGCUUUAUUUACUAGUAUUUUUAGUCGGUUAUCUGAUUUCAAGCCACACUUCUUAAAAUCAUUCUAUUUGAACAUAUAUGAUUUGUAAAUAUUGUGUUGACGAUGCAUGCAACCUUUUCUUGCUAGUGUUUUUUGAAUACACUAGUGUACAAGAAAAAUAUUACAAGG
This is a messenger RNA of Oldenlandia corymbosa var. corymbosa, 1624 nucleotides long. Lineage: Eukaryota; Viridiplantae; Streptophyta; Magnoliopsida; Gentianales; Rubiaceae. The record is from the annotation of a GenBank genome assembly.